Messenger RNA from Colletotrichum orchidophilum, 531 nucleotides. RefSeq lists its product as uncharacterized. Bases 1 to 531 code for a protein of 176 amino acids. The record is from RefSeq and is a predicted model, not a curated record. The transcript has 4 exons. NCBI's taxonomy places the organism in Eukaryota, Fungi, Ascomycota, Sordariomycetes, Glomerellales, Glomerellaceae.
AUGACGGAACCGCUCUCCAAGGUCGACUCAGCUGUGGGAGGUCUCUCUCAAUCACCGCCAAAGGAGUCCAAGACUCGCCGGCAAUCGUCCGCCGCUGCACCUGGUGUGUACAACAUCAAGGACCUUGAAGAACAAAAGAUUGAGCUUGAGCUCGCACCGGAAACACAACGGACAGGAUGGAAGAUCAACACUUCAUCAUCGCAAGUCGAGGACAAGGAAAUCCUCAAGCUCCACCUGUCAAAGCCUCCAGUCAAGAAGAUUGACCUGCAUUUCCCUCUCGGCAUGGAGGUAACAGCACGCAACCUCAAGGGAGUAACAAUAAAGGAUGCCUUGGACGCCAUCCACAAGGCAUACAAGAAGAGAUCCGAUGAUGAGCUCGACAACCCGUAUCUGGCAGGCUUUGAAUGGGACAAGGAAGAGUCCUGGACACGUCUGGUGGUCCACCUCCAGAAGAAUCCCGCAGUAGAAAAGCUCGGUGGUGGCGGUGGCGGCAAGAAGAAGAAGAACAAGAAGCAAGAGGGUGAGGAGUAA